AUGCCCAUAGCCCAGUUGAAAGUAAACAGUAACAAACAGUAUGCACUGAUUGAUGUGUCUCCAUGGGCUUCCCAAUAUCUUCAGAGAAAGUGUCACCAUGACAUUUUCAAUGGUUCCAUAAAAUUUGCACCUUCAACAUUCACUCUUGUUGGCAUCCCGGGGCUGGAGGCAGAACAUAUAUGGAUAUCCAUCCCCUUCUGCCUGAUAUACACCAUCAACUUUCUGGGAAAUGGCCUCAUUUUUCACAUCAUCCGAAUUGACUCUUCCUUGCACCAACCCAUGUACUACUUUCUGGCCAUGCUAGCCUUUGUGGAAUUUGGUGUCUCUGCUUCCACCAUGCCCACUGUAUUAAGCAUCUUCCUCUUUGGCAUUAAUGAUAUCAGUUUUAGUGGUUGUCUGCUUCAGAUGUUUUCUAUGCACUCUUUCACUCUCAUGGAGUCAGGUGUCCUUCUGGCAAUGUCAGUGGACCGUUUUGUGGCCAUCUACAGCCCACUGCGCUAUACAACCAUCCUGACAAUUGCCCGCAUUACUGGGAUGGGUGUUGCCAUUGCCUUGCGAAGUAUAACGCUCAUGCUCCCACUGCUCUUUCUCCUGAAGCGUCUGCCUUUCUGUGGCCACAAUACCCUCACACACUCUUAUUGCCUCCACUCGGAUCUGAUCAAAUUGCCCUGUGGAGACACACGCCCCAAUAGCAUCCUGGGUCUAUUUGUCAUUACCUUCACAUUUGGACUAGACUCAUUGCUCAUUGUGGUUUCUUAUGUGCUGAUUCUUCAUACAGUACUGAAAAUAGCUUCUGGAGCAGGGCGGUGGCGGGCACUGAACACAUGUGUGUCACACAUUUGUGCUGUGCUUGUGUACUAUGUGCCCAUGGUCAGCCUCUCCUUGAUGCAUCGCUUUGGACGACAUUUACCUCCACUUCUCCAGACUGUCAUGGCCAAUGCUUACCUCUUCUUUCCCCCUGUGGUCAACCCCAUUGUCUAUAGUAUCAAAACCAAAGAAAUUCGCAACAGCAUUGUCCACACACUACCCAGGAAGAGGGGUGAGUUCUAAUGGAGACAGAUGAUACUCUGACAGCACAGGAGCUUGGAUCAGGUCCUAUUACCUGAAUAUCAGCUUUGCAAAUAUGAAAAAUUCCAUGGCUUAUUAUUGCUUAUUAAUGAGUUUUAACAUUUUGUAGAUGAAGAAAAAACAAUUUUACAUAUUUCCAUGAGAACAACAACAAAAAAAUGACAUUACUCUGACAUAAAAUGGAAGGAGGCAUAGGACCUGAGCUUUGUCCUGGUGAGGACACACUUUGCGUGGUGAAUCCUUGAAUAUUCAUUUCAGUGACAUAUGCUUCUGGGAAUAUGUACAAAGAGUCUUGGGGAGGUUUAUGUUUCUGGGUAUGUUAAAAUUAGCGAUACAUAUUUGCGAAGGAAAAUAAUCAGGACACAAAAGAGUGCAUAUUGUAUUAUUCUAUUUAUAAAGUUUUAGAACAUGUACACCUAAUUUAGCAUCAAAAAAUGAGAGCACUGCUUACCUUUGAUGGGUGUAAAGAUGGAAGAAUGAAGAGAGACAUGAGGCAAUUUCUGGGGAGGUGGAAAUACUUUGUUGUGUUAGGGAUGUAGGUGAUGUGGUUUGUCAAAUUAUCAAAAUGGUACAGCUAAGAUUUUCACAUUUCAAGUUACAUAAAUUUUAUCUCAAAGAUUCUGAAUGAUAAUAAUAAGGAAAAGGAAAAUAAUAAUACUAACAAUACAGAUGAUUAGAUUGCAUAGUGAAUAGAAGUGUAGAGAAUACAAGAUAGGUGUAAUGUUGAUAAUUGUUCAAAUUGUGUCAUAAGUACCUGAAAAUUCAUUAUAAUAUUCAGUUUACUUUGUACAGCUUACAAUUUCUGAAUAAAAAGAUUCUUAAAAAGUUAUACUCAAUAUGCUAACGUUAAAUCUUAGUUGAACAUGCGCCGUGAAGCAGAGAUAACUUUUAACUGGUCUGUUCGGCUUUAGAAAGCUAUUUUAUGUUUAAUGAGUUAAACACUAGAAAGAAAGAAACACAACUGUUUGAAAAUAUUGUUCUAGAAGAAAAUAACUUAAAAAAAAAACAAAAAGAAAGAAAAAGUAAGGCCUACUCCUGUAAUAGUCUUCAUUGACAUGAAUCACUCGGUAAUAGAUAUGCUUCUGACAAACAGAAAGGUAGGGAGGACAAAAAGAAUUCCAGAAAAUCUCUCAGACAGGAAUUGCAGAGCCCAACAUUUUAUUUUUUUCAGAUAAUUCUGAAUUUCCAUGAACCACAAUGAAUAUCUUAAUAAACCAAACAGUCUUGGGUGAUUACCAGUCAACCAAGUAAUUAAUAAAAGAUUUGGUCAAAUAAUGUGUAUAAGGUAA
Molecule: messenger RNA, 2357 nt
Organism: Cebus imitator (Panamanian white-faced capuchin)
Lineage: Eukaryota; Metazoa; Chordata; Mammalia; Primates; Cebidae
Product: olfactory receptor 51G2-like
Exons: 2
Coding region: 1-1050 (349 amino acids)
Biological process (GO): G protein-coupled receptor signaling pathway
Cellular component (GO): membrane
Molecular function (GO): G protein-coupled receptor activity; olfactory receptor activity
Source: RefSeq, a predicted model, not a curated record